This is a messenger RNA of Xenopus tropicalis (tropical clawed frog), 6573 nucleotides long. It is a transcript of the gene arhgap28, whose product is annotated as Rho GTPase activating protein 28. The record is from RefSeq and is a predicted model, not a curated record. Gene Ontology annotation, biological process: signal transduction. Lineage: Eukaryota; Metazoa; Chordata; Amphibia; Anura; Pipidae. Gene Ontology annotation, molecular function: GTPase activator activity. Bases 467 to 2452 code for a protein of 661 amino acids. The transcript has 15 exons.
UUUCCUCUUGCCUGCAGCUACACAGAGGGUGGAGCAACGUCACCUACUGGAGGUCAGUAGGAACCUCGGUACUAGUGUAACUGAAUGCUCAGCCCCUUCUCGUUAGUUUUCUCUCAGCUCCCUCAUUCAGUGACAGGCAGGGGAUGCAGCACAGAGCCUGUGUUUGGGAAUAGCGGGGACUGAGAGAGUAGAGGAGGCUUAAGCUCUGGCUCUUCCCACAGACAUGGGCACUAGUUCCUUUAGUACAUGGGGGAGGUGUUGUUGAAGAUCUGUUAAUACAAGCAGGGCUUAUUGUGGCUGCUGGCUGGCUGCUGCUGUCCUGCUCUCAACCCAGUCUUGGGUAGUGACAAAAGCAACAACAGCAGCAGCAGAGACUGAGGGAAGAAGCAGCCACACUUACAGCUUUUUAAGCAGAUCUGCUCUUUUGUGUGAACAAAACAACGAAGGAAGUCAUGCGUCUGCUAUAAUGGAGAUAAAGGACUCAGGCAGCGUGGUCCUGACUGGAUACCAUUCAUACACUCCAUCUAGUUCACCAAUAAAGGAGCAGAGCUUUGUGCCAGAUAUGCCAUCCAGCCAGUCUCCUAUGAUCAGGAAAACGUCUUCACGAAAGAUUAACAGAAUGCUUUCCAAUGAAUCCUUGCAUACUCCUCAGUUCAACCGUUCCAUCUCUGAAUCCUCCAUGGACAACUCAUCAAUGGAAGAUUUCUGGUGUGAGGUUAAUAAUAUUAAAGAAAGCAGUGAAGAUGGACAAGACGAUAGCCUGUUAAUGGAAGUAAAGCCAGCAGAUGAAGGGGAUCUGGAAGCUGAAUGGCUGCAGGAUGCUGGCUUGUCCAACCUAAUAUCUGGCACCCAGGAACAUGACGGACAGGCAUUGUUGUCUACACUGACAAGAACACAAGCAGCUGCUGUGCAGAAAAGAUAUACCACUUAUACUCAGACAAUGAGGAAGAAGAACAAGCAUACAGUGCGGGAUGUAAGGGAUAUCUUUGGGAUCAACGACUCCACUCCAUCUUUUGAACCUAAAACACUGUCGCCUAUACCAUCAAAUGGGGUUCAGCAUAUGAUAAAGAAGCCAAUAUGGAAACCAGUAACCAAUAACAGUUGCACUUUAGAGAAACCCAGUCCAUCAGUGGCAGAGGAACUUUCUUUUGAGGCCUCCUUCUCAGAAACUGUUGCAGUUGAUGGCAAAGACAAAGAGAGUGAAAAGAACCAGCGGAUCAAAAAGGAUGAUUCUGCUUUGCCGAAAUUUAUCGUCUGGAAAAGCAGGUUUGGGCUUACGGAAGUUGGUGAUUUGUCCCUGGAAGACAUGAAAAAAAUCAGAUAUCUCUCUCUCAUUGAAUUAACAGCAUUCUAUGAUGCUUUGGGAAUUGAACUAAAGAGAAACCGAAUAGUAAGAAUAAAGGGAAAAGAAAAUGGCCUCUUCGGAGUUCCCCUGACAACACUGCUGGAAAGUGAUCAGAAAAAAUUCCCAGGCACGAAAGUUCCCUUGAUCUUCCAAAAACUGCUGCAGAGGCUUGAAGAGACUGGUUUAGAAACAGAAGGUAUACUCAGGGUACCUGGAUCAGCUGCUCGGGUUAAGAAUCUGCGGGAAGAGCUGGAGGCUAAAUUUCACGACAACUCGUUUGACUGGAAUAAAGUCCGCAACAAUGAUGCCGCAGGCCUGUUAAAAAUGUUCAUACGGGAGCUGCCUUCUCCUCUCUUUACUAUGGAGUAUCUCCCUGCCUUCAUCACAUUGGUGGAAAAAAUCUCCAAGAUCAAAUUGCAGCUUCAAGCUCUUCAUCUAUUAAUCAUGCUGCUGCCAGAUGCCAACAGAGAUACUGCCAAGGCUUUGUUAAAUUUCCUGAAAAAGGUGGUUUCAAAUGAGGAAAAGAACAAGAUGAGUCUGUGGAACGUGUCUAUGAUCCUCGCACCAAACCUGUUCAUCUGCAAACGCAAAAGUACAAACAAGGAGGAAAUGAAAGCAGCCGCGUCCACAGCCCAUAUUGUUCGGCUUUUAAUUAGGUACCAGGACAUCUUGUGGACGGUUCCUUCUUUUCUAAUCUCACAAGUAAGGAAAAUGAAUGAGGCAGCUUUGAUUAACAAUAAAAGGCAGCUGAUUUUUGAUAAGAGCGUAAGGAGGUUAUUACGAAGGAAAACCAUGGAGCGAGAAAGACCUGAAAGGAGAGAGCACUGUGACGUACCUGAAGGGGUGAUAAGAGUUUAUGCUCCGCUGCACUCAAAGGUUUCCAUGGCAAUCCAGCUGAACAGUCGCACGAAAGCCAAAGACAUUCUGGCACGAUUUCACUGUGAAAACAGCCACGGAACAUCAGACAACGUGAGAAUACACAACCAAAGCUUAUAUGAAAUUGGAGGAAACAUAGGGGAACAUUGCCUUGAUCCUGACACCUAUAUUUUGGAUGUGUAUCACGUUAAUCCUCAUGCAGAAUGGAUGCUAAAGCCAAAAUCCAGCUGAAGUUACUGAAUGCCCAGGCUACUGGCACUUUAUAGAAUGAUGGACUGAAGUGAUCUAUGGGAAUUUAUUACAUCCAAGGUCUUUAAUCAUGGACUGAGCUGAAGAUGGGGAAAUAUUACAUAGGUACUACAGAAAGAACAUAUUAGGUCUGGCGAGAAAGACACAUGACUUUGGAAGAAAGUUUUUUUCUAGUAAUUAUUUUUAAUAUAAACAAGAUAUUGCUAAGAAGAAAAACACUAAUGGCAAACCGCCAUUUUGCUGGAAACCUUUUGCAGAGCCCCAUGUACAGGGUUCUACAAGUAUUAUUGCUGACUUAUGGGUGGGUUGGCUCUUCUGGGCGCUUAUUGCAGGACCUGGGAGGUGCAACUCUCUAACAAAGAGUGGGAGACAAUGUCAUUUUUGCUAUUUUUAAUGAAGAAUGUGUGCAGUGACGUGAAUGCCUUGGUGAGCAUCAAAACCUGACGAUAAAGAGAAUGUGACGUUUGUACAUUCGUUUGUACAGGAAACACUAUGUUUGUACAGUUACUUUUUUUUACCUACGUGUACAUAUAUGUAUGUAUUUUUAAUGUUAUGCUCUGCCAGUUACACUCAUGUACUUCACCAAACCUUAAUUUACUUCAGUAUUCAUGUUUAGAGGACGGGCAUCCAUAUUGCACCAGUCCUGCCCUUUGCCAGGGUGUGAGCUAAUGUUACAGAACAGAUGUAUAAGUCAGAUUCCAUUCAUUAAUACAUCUAUGCACAAACCAAAGACUCAAUAUCAAGAAGCACAUUUUUAUAUGGACUUGUUAACUCCAGAUAAUUCAUACGUGUAGGUAUUUAUUAACCAGCAAAUACCCCUGAGGUAACAGAGAAGUGCAGAAAAAUAUUUAUUUUACUCUUUUAAAGAGGAUUCCAGUAACACAUUAAAGUAGUGGCCCACAGAUUAAAAGGGAGCCCAUUGCUAGCGCUUAGAUAAGCAGAAAACUGGAAACACAAGAGAGUGAUCUUGUCUGGACAUUAGGACUGAGUGCCAGCAGAUCAGCUCACGGAUGUUUAACCAGAUUGGCUGCCAGGAUAGUCUUUUAAACAAGUAGGUUUACCAGACUUGUGAGGUCAGAUAGAAACAGAAGGUGCCUAUUUGUGGUAGAACAUUAGAGGUUUCAUCAAAAACAUUUUUGGUCUCAUGUCCUGGGAAUGCAUCAGUGGUGCAGGCCACAAUAGUGCAUCUGUAGCUUGCACUGAAAUUCUUAGGCUUCCAUCACUAGAAGCAGCAAAAUAGGUCAAGCCCUGUUUUUUGGCUUUCUUCAUGCAAGGUUCAAAACGAGAAAGAAGGUUGAGAUCAGUAAACUCAAGGGCAGUGUUGGACUGGCUCACCAGAGUUCCAGGAAAAAUCAUGCUGGGCCUAGCUGUCAGCGGGCUUUCCUUCUCAAUAAGCCAUUUGCCCUUGUGAGCCCUUUAUCAUGCCCAUUCCUCAUUUCUGUACAAGAAUAAAGUAGAGAAAUAGAAUGAAGGGUAGAUGAUAGUAUAUAAAGAAAAGUGGGGACGAGAAUUAAAAAGGUGAGUUUCGAGAGGAAUAAAAAUAGUUUGGAGAGUGGGCCUAUGGUCUAACCUUUCUGGUGGCACCUGGAACCCUGAUAGCGCUCAAAGGGGUUUUGUUCCACAAGGCAAAGUUGCAAAUAACCAUCUCUAAUAGCAUUAUGUGCCGAAUUUCCAGUUUAUCCACCAGAAACUCAUUUGUUUUAUACAGAGAGUCCAAUGUGGCCCCCACCAUGUCUAUGUCAAGUAGAACAGAUAGACCCACACACAGCAAACACAUCAGAUGAGUUCCCUAUACAAUCUUUUACUUAGUACAGAAAGGCUUUUGGGAUUUCAUUCCCAGAGUUUUAGGUCAACAGUGUGGUUGAUAAAUGUCCCUUCAUGUUAUAAAAUGCUAGAAUUCCUCAUUAUAAUAUAUUUACCUGACAUCUGAGAAAUAUUACUACCCGGCACAGAGGCUUGAAAUUAGUGCAGACGACUAUUUUCAUAGUCAUUUGAAUUACAGAUACCCUUACUUGUGGCUACUUUGAAUGCAACAUGUCUCCAAGGCCAAGACAAAACCCAUUUUUGUAGUAUAGACAUAGUAAAGUCAUAGAUCAAAAGCACAUAGGACAAUAUAUCUGCAGGGACAGUCUGUGGACAAGUACAAAUGCAAUGCAACAAAGAAUGCAAAAGGGCAACUAACUGCAUCUUAAACCUGUGUAACCUUAAAGGAAAACGAUAGCUAAAGUGCAUGUUGCUUCUGUAACCGAGUGCUUUGUAGCACACGUUUAAAAACCAAAAGCCUUUGCAAAAUGAAAAAUCUAAUAUCCCUACUCGCAAGCUACAUAAUCAUUUCACGAUUUGCUUGUGAUCUCUAUUUGGUACUGAGUUGGCUUUUGGGCUAAAAAUGAUUAACAUGAUUAGAUGAACAUUUAUACUGUGUUACUCUGUUGUCUUGGGCAAACCACUUAAUCUUGCUGCCUCUGGCACUGAAAAACUGACUGUAAGCUUCUAAGGUGAGAAGCUCAUUGGGCUGGGUAACUGUAUACAAAAUUGUGUACAACUGCCAGUGUUCUAGAUGAAUGUAUAGGGAGAGGAAUAAUGUACCUUCGGUUGUAAAACAUAGGAGUAUGAAAAGUCACCAGAGUUCCCUGACCAUAUAGGUAUGAAAUUGAUCAUCCAGAAACCUGGUACCCCAAAAAACUCUAAAAUACUGGUUUGGACUGAUUUGCUUUUUCUGUGUAAUAUGGAGAAAGUGCUUGUGUGAACAAUGAUAUCUAGCCCUGUAUAAAUUCAUAGUGAUGGCAAAACAAAUCCAUACAAUUCCAACAAUUUUACAGUGUUUACGAGACUUAUUUAUUAUUGAUCAGCCAUGUUUACUAAUAAGUAACUAACUGUACCCAUCAUUUUGAAUGAAUUUUACAGGAAGAAAUCAUUCCUGCCAGGAUAACAAUGGUCCAAAUCCUUAUUCCUGUAACAAUGACCAAUUUCUGUGAGUGUUACUGCUCAAUGUUGCAGCUGAAUUGCACUGAGCACUAACACCCCAUUGAUCUGCUCAAAGCAGUCAAACAAAUUACAAAUUAACAGUUUUAUCAUCUUGGCUAAAUGUGUAUUUUUUACAUUUUCUGGGGUAUAUGGUUAAAUGUUUUUGUAGCCUUAAGGAAUAUCUGUAAAACCGUUCUGGAUAACAGAUCCCAUACCUGUAUCAAGGUGCAGCAGAGUAUGUAUUUCUUAACUGGCUGUGGAACACCUUGUGGCUUAUAAAACCCUCAUAUUUUAGAACAGGUGUACACCAUUUCUCAUCAUAUCAAGUUUCAAUGAGUGACGUAAAGAAAUUGACCACUAAGUAGUGAUUAUAGUAAAUAAAACCACUAAGUGUAUAAAGGCAGAAGGUUGCAGCCUGAGUGUUUUUAUACCAAUCAUGGAGCUCCUUAUACUUUAGAGGAAGAGGGUUUUUUACCAGGCAGAAAGAUCAUGUGACACAGAUGACAUCACUAAGCUCCUGUUAUAGCUGCUGACAUCACAAAGCAUCAUUUAGAAUGAUCUGUUUUACAGGUUAUAUAUGCCUUUUUGACUUAUAUAGCGAAUAAUGUACCCGCUUUUAUAAAAUAUAAGGAUAUUAUGAGUUCUAUAACCAUGUAAAGGCUGAAGGUUUUCAUACAGCUCAUGGAACUCCAAGUUGACCAAUAUCCUUAUAUUUUACAACAUAGGGUACAUUAUUUACUAUAAUACACAAGUUUCACAGAAAUGACAUCACUAUGCACCAAUAACUGAUGACAUCAACAAGCACUGUUUAUAAGGAUAUAUUUUACAGGGUAUUCAUGGUUCUUGUGUAUUAUAGGGACAUAUUUAACUCUUCCUGCCAAUAUAUGAAGACAAUGCUACAAAACACUCUCCUACAGAAGAAGAAAAUGUUUUUGAAACUAUAGUAUCCCAGAUGCCAGAUCAGCAUUGUGCCUAUGGCAAGAGACUGCCUUCAGAUACUGGGAACUGCUAGUUCAGCGGCGAAUACCUCUGGUGAUGUGGGACUUGUUACUUUUUAAAAAUAUUCAUUGGAACUUUUUUGUAUUUUAUUAUUUUGUAUGCGAUUGUGUACCUCCUGGAAUUACAAUAUUGGAAAGGAA